Carya illinoinensis is the source of this 4916-nucleotide messenger RNA. Its product is annotated as putative disease resistance RPP13-like protein 1. Lineage: Eukaryota; Viridiplantae; Streptophyta; Magnoliopsida; Fagales; Juglandaceae. The record is from RefSeq and is a predicted model, not a curated record. Gene Ontology annotation, molecular function: ADP binding. Bases 120 to 3194 code for a protein of 1024 amino acids. Gene Ontology annotation, biological process: defense response to other organism. The transcript is spliced from 3 exons.
UGACCCAUGACCAGAGCAUGUGCCACUGACAUUUCUCCUAUUUACCUGAGCUUGCUUUGCUGUUUGCAAAAAAAGUUCCUUCAUCUCCCUUGAUUUCUUUCAUUCUGAAGAAGAAAAACAUGGCUGAUGUGGGUUUGGCAUUUCUCUCUGCCUUCCUUGGAGUGGUAUUUAAUAAAAUGGCUUCUCCAGGUAUCGUUGAUUUCAUUCGUAGACAAAAAUCAACCGAAGAACUCUUAAAGAAGAUGGAGAGAUCAUUGCGGUCAAUGAAUAUGGUGCUCGAAGACGCGGAAGAAAAGGAAGUUAUGAACCCUGAUGUGAAAAUGUGGAUUGAUGACCUAAAAGAUGUUGCCUAUACUGCAGAAGACAUAUUGGAUGAGAUUGCUACCGUAACCCUCCGACGCCAGUUGCGUGCUGAUUUUAAACCCGUUGCAGGAAAGGUACAAAACCUCAUCUCUAGUACUUACCUUGAUCCUUUUGUCUAUCGGGUAGAGCCAAAGAUUCAAGAGGUACUUGUUACACUACAAGAUCUAACAACACAAAAAGAUUUAAUGGGUCUACAAUUAGGAGUUGGGGGAAAACAAUAUCCUGAAAGGUUGACCACUUCUUAUGUAGUAGAGUCCGACACUUUUGGUAGGGAUGAGGAUAAGAAAAAAGUAAUUGACUUAUUGCUUUCAUCUGAUGCGGGGGGAAAUGAAAUGUGCGUGAUUGCCAUCGUUGGCAUGGGGGGAAUCGGCAAGACUACCCUUGCGAAACUGGUAUACAAUGAAAGUAGGGUUCAACAACAUUUCGACCUUAAAAUAUGGUUUUGUGUUUCAGAAGAAUUUGUUAUGCCCAAUGUAGAGAAAUCUAUUAUAGAAGCAGCAACUUCGUUACCUUGUCCUAAAUUUGAGAAUCCUGAGCAGCUUCAAGUUACACUAAAGAAGAAUUUGAAUGGGAAGAAAUUUCUCCUUGUUUUGGAUGAUGUUUGGAGUGAGAAACCCAUUCAUCAGGAGUUCCUAAGCCAACUCUUGCACUAUGGGACUCGAGGAAGUAAGAUCCUAGUCACCACAAGGAAUGAAAGCGUUGCAUUGGCCAUGAAGGCAAUUGCAACUCAUCAUCUAAAACUAUUACCUAAGGAUGAUUGUUGGUCACUUUUUGAAAAACAUGCAUUUCGUGAUGGUAGCUCCAACGCAAAUCCAGAGAUAAAAGAAAUAGGUACAAAAAUUGUGAAAAAGUGCAAAGGUCUACCUUUAGCAAUCAAAGCCAUUGGCGAUCUCUUGUGGUCUGAAUCAAGUGUCGAGAGAUGGACUAAUAUAUUGAUGAGCAAUUUAUGGGAUCUUUCCAUGGAGGGGACAAACAUUCUUCCGGCUUUGAGGUUAAGUUACAAGUAUCUCCCCUCAUAUUUAAAAAGAUGCUUUGCUUAUUGUUCGAUAUUCCCAAAAGAUUAUAUUUUUAAAAAAGAUCAAUUAGUUUUAUUAUGGAUGGCAGAGGGUUUCUUAAUGCAACAAUCCAAAAUAGAAAUUACAAUGGAAGAAGUUGGCAAUCAUUACUUCGAUAAUCUUGUAUCAAGAUCAUUAUUUCAACAAUCACUGGAAACUAACUCAGGUUUUGUAAUGCAUGACCUUGUUAAUGACUUGGCAAAUUUCGUGACUGGGCAAUUUGGCUUUACGCGGUUGGGGGGUGAUAAUUCAAAAGAAAUUGGGAAGAUGACUCGCUAUUUAUCGUAUUUUGGUGGAAGUUUGGAUAACUUUAAGAACAUUAAAGAGGAUCUUUACAAUGCCAAGCAAUUGCGCACUUUCCUAGCAUUAGAUUGCCAAGCAGGGAGUAAAACCAAAAUGCCAAGGGCAUGGUGCUUAAAAGUUCUUUCUCUAUCCGGGGGAAGGGUAACUAAGUUGCUUGAUUCAAUUAGCCAAAUGAAACAUCUACGUUAUUUGGAUUUUUCUUUUACGGAUAUUAACAGGUUGCCCAAUUCCAUAUGUAUAUUGUGCAAUUUGCAAACAUUGAAGUUAUCAUAUUGUAGAAAUUUGGAUAGAUUGCCAAGAGAUAUGUGGAAACUCAUUAAUUUACGUCAUCUUGAAUUUGAUCAAAUUAACCAAUUAAAGGAGAUGCCGAAAAAAAUGGGAAGGUUAAAAUGUCUCCAGACGUUGACAAAAUUCGUCAUUAGCAAAGAUGACAGUGGGUCUAGUAUUGGAGAAUUGGGAAAACUAAUACAUCUUCGGGGGAAGCUUUUAAUUCAAAAGCUCCAAAAUGUUAGAUCAGUCAAGGAUGCUUUGGAUGCAAACUUGAAGGAUAAAAGUUACCUCGAGGAGUUGGUGUUAGAAUGGAAUCCUCAAAAAGCACUUGGUAUUUUAGAAAGUCAAAGAGAUGUACUUCAAAAUUUGCGGCCUCAUGAAAACUUGAAAAGUCUCACCAUCAAAUACUAUGGUGGGAAAGAAUUUCCAGAUUGGAUACUAGAGCUUCCUUCAUUGUCUAAAUUGAAAUUAAUUGAUUGCAAAUAUUGUUAUGCCUUGCUUUUGAUAGAUUUCCCAAUCCUUACCCAUAUGAAAAUAAUCGGAUGUGAUAAUUUGCAAUCUCUAGAAGGAUUGCGUGCCCCUAAGCUCGCAUUCUUUAUCCUCAACAAUUGUGAGAGCUUGAGGUCAAUUCCCGGUAAGAUGCAUCUAUUCCUUCCAUCUCUUCGUUAUUUGGAGUUAAUAAAUUGUCCAGAGGUUGAGUCGUUUCCAGAAGGGGGACUACCUUCCAAUUUGAAGCAAAUUGUGAUCUACAGGUGUAAGAAACUCAUUGCAAACUGGAAGGGAUGGGGUUUGCAAAUACUACCCUCUCUUGAAUGGUUGGAUAUUGGAGGUGAAUCAGAAAAUGUGGAAUCCUUUCCCGGAGAGUUGUUGCUGCCUACCACUCUGACCAAUCUUAAGAUCCUUUCAUUUGCAAAAUUGAAAUCAUUGGACAAUGAGGGGUUUCGACACCUCACCUCCCUGGUACAAUUGGUAAUUUGGGAUUGUCCAAAACUCGAGUACUUGCCAGAAGACGGCUUCCCUUCAUCCCUUCAUUAUUUACGGAUGGGAGACUGUCCGGUGCUGUUGAAAGAUUUGAAAAGUAAAAAAGGAAAAGAAUGGCUCAAGGUGGCUCGCGUCCGUGAAAUAUUUAUUAAUGGUGAUCACAUUCAAGGAAAUGAAUGGCCAGCUUAUUACAAAAGUCCGCAUGAACCACCGUAUGACUAGAUCUCCUGCCGAUCAUUGACAGCUUUCAGAAUGUAUAGGAUGAUCACUAUUAACAAGUUCUGGGUACAACUUUUCUUCCAUGUUUACUUAUAAUUCACACUAAUGAAUUACUUUUACUUCUAAAAAACAAAAUUCAGGAAAUUAAGGAGCACCUCGAAGAUCCUGACCACGUUUUUUCCCUUUCUUUCUACUAAUUGUUGCAUUUAUAUUUCAGUUUUAUCCUUCUGAGUUUGAUUUUCUCUUUGGUUUGGAUUCGCUCCCGUGAGUCAGUCUGAUGAUUCUUUGGUUGAAUUGCUUCAAAGUCAAGCAGACAUGGAUAUAACCUUUCAGGCACUGAAGGUAAAUUAUUAGUCCGGACUCCGGAGAUUGGUGAAGCUAUUAGUCAGUGCACUAUUGCACCGCUGGGCAAUGGGUGGAUCAACUAUGGCAAGCGGCUAAACAACAAGAAACCGAGAGGAAGAGUCAGCAAGCGAAGGAACCAGGGCUUGGUGGCGGUCUUGGGUGGUCGGCGACUGGAGAAACACGAUCGGCACGGGGUGACGGCGGUUCUGAACGUCGACCAGGCUAUGGUGGCUUGUUCUCCGGCGACUUCAGUGGCUGCAAGAGGUGGCGUCGAGGCCCUAAUGGUGGCAAGGAAAAGCUUAGAGUUUGGAGGAAAAGGGCUCCGUUUCUGGUGUCUAAAACAGGGGACUGUUUUGGACGUGGGCAUGGCCGUGGAGGCAGAGGACGAGUUAAUGGUUGAAUUGAUGGUUCUGCAUGGCUUCUUAACAUCCUUGAUGAUGACCAUACCUGCAGGAAUACUAAUUGGGUUCGGAUCAUCCACUUCUGGUACAACUUUAACGUGGGAAGUCGAAGACUUUCCUCGGAGAAGAGGAACUUCUUGUAUAGGUUCAGACUUCUUCCUUAACCUCCGUCCCUCCUUCAUUUCCUAGAUUGUGUAAUACCUCUUUACGAAAACUCUUGGUGGAGUUUUUCCUUCAAGUUUGCUCCAAUAAACCACAUCCAAGCCGUUUUCAUCAACGACGAACCCCUUAAAACCCCCAUCAAACCGCGUAGGCUCAUUGUGUGGCACAGCAGGCGGAACUUUAUUUAAAGCAGUACUCCUAUUCUCUCUUCUGCGUUUUGUAGCAGCACACCUAUUGAUCAGAAAGAAGAGUAACCCGGAAAGAACCAGAGUGCUGGCUGCGGUGGCGGCUACUGCCUUUACAAUCUUACUCCUGCUUGACGAAGAUGGUGGUGGGGGUACCGAUUGAGGUGAAAUUGGAAGAGGAGAUGGCUAUAGUCGUGGCUCUGGUGAAGAAGUGAAUGGAGGAUCGGAGGAAUAACUUGGUGCAGGUGCAGGAGAAGGAGCUUCAGAAGAAGGAUAGAAAGUCUCGAGAUUUUGGGGAGGACCGAAUUGGCAAUGGGAGAGAGGAAUGGAAGAAUAGAGAAAAGCAAAGAAAAGGAACACAGAGAGGCAUGGCUGAAGCAUCACAGCCAUGAUGUUUAGGAUCUGUCUGCAGGCGAUACAUAAAAACAGAAGAAUUUCUAUUUUUCUGUAAUUCUGGGGGGGAAUUGAAAGCUUAUUCUUUGUUUUGUCGUGUGCAUUUGGGAUUUGGUGGCUGACAAAUUCAAAAGAAAUUGUCGUUAGUUUUAUCCCAUUUAUGUUUCCUGGCCUUUACUUUGGCAAAAUGUGAUGCCAAAAAUUACAAUAUGAUAUCAUAUUGGGGAUGUUUGAAUUUA